AUGGAGGGGCUCACCUUGUACGAGAAGAAGGCUCUGGUUGUCAAUCGCGAGCUCGCCCAGCAAGGGAUGGGCCGCUACCAGUGGAUGGUGUUUUUCCUCUGUGGCUUUGGCUACUUUCUGGAUCUGCUCUGGGCGCAGGCCUUCGGCCUCAUCCUCGCCUCCAUCAAGCAGGAGUUUGGCUUUGGUGACAUCGAAGCGGGCAACCUCAGCACUGCCUUCAACGCCGGUCUUACUGCUGGCGCUCUCUUCUGGGGCAUCGUGACGGACAUCAUCGGCCGCUACUGGGCAUUCAACUUCACCGUCCUCAUCGCCAGUGUGUUUGGCAUCUGCCUCGGCGCGCCCGACACCUACAACGGCGUCCUGGUCCUCGCCGCCUUUGUGGGCAUUGGCAUCGGCGGCAACGUCCCCAUCGACACCACCAUCUGCCUCGAGCUGCUGCCUCGCAACAAGCGCUGGCUGCUCCCGACGCUGUCCGUCUUCCAGCCCCUCGGUGUCAUCGUCUGCUCCGCCAUUUCCUACGCCUUCAUCCCCUGGCACUCGUGCGCCCCAAAUCUCAAGUCCUGCAACACCACCCUGCCUGGCGAGCCGUGCUGCGCCAAGGCCGACAACUGGGGCUGGCGCUACACCAUGUUCACCCUCGGCGGCAUCACCAUCACCGCCUUCAUCGCCCGCUUCUUCCUCUUCAAGUUCAAAGAGUCGCCCAAGUUCCUCCUCUUCCGCGGCAACGACGCCAAGGCUGUCGAGGUGCUCGAGUACAUUGCCAACUUCAACAAGGUGCCCUGCAACGUGACUCUUGAGAGCUUCACCAGUUUGACCGAGGACGACGCGUCCGUCAGCGGCACCGAGAGCGACGGCCGCAUCGUGCUCGGCUCUGGCGAGAAGCAGAAGAAUCUGUCGCUAUGGCAAAAGGUCAAGUUUGAGCUCGUCCGCCUACGCGUGCUCUUCGACAGCCCCGUCAUGGCGUGGCUGACCAUCUGCGUCUUCAUCAUCUACAUGUUUGACUAUUUCGCGUUCUCCAUUUCGGGCGCGUUUCUGCCCUAUAUUCUUCGCAGCAAGGGUGCCCAACUCGGGCUUGGUCUGCAGUGGACGUACCUGUCGUACAUCUACAUCAAGCUGUUUGGCAUUCCCGGCGUUCUCGCGGGCACGACCAUCUACAAGUGGCGCCGCCUGUCCAUGAUCGCCUCGUCGGCGCUGUUUGGCGCCAUGCUCUUCACCUUCACCACGGUGACCAACGCGCCCAGCUACAUUGGCAUCAGCGGGCUGGUGUACUGCUUCCAGUCCAUGUUCAACGCGAUCCUGUACGGCAUGACGCCAGAGUUCUUCCCGGCUCCCAUUCGAGGCACUGCAUGUGGCGCCGCCUCGUUCUGGGGCCGAGUCUUCUCCAUCAUUGCGCCGCUCGCGGGCGCGCGUGUACUGGCCGUCAGCCAGAACGGCGUGCUGUACCUUGCCGGCAGCAGCGCCUUCAUCAGCACAAUAUUCAUCUGUCUCCUGCCGGGACGAUACAUUGGUGGACAGAGCUACUAG
Messenger RNA from Microdochium trichocladiopsis, 1524 nucleotides. Its product is annotated as membrane transporter. The record is from RefSeq and is a predicted model, not a curated record. Gene Ontology annotation, molecular function: transmembrane transporter activity. Lineage: Eukaryota; Fungi; Ascomycota; Sordariomycetes; Xylariales; Microdochiaceae. The coding region runs from base 1 to 1524 and encodes 507 amino acids. The transcript has 4 exons. Gene Ontology annotation, biological process: transmembrane transport.